AUGGCCUACUAUCAUUAUGGCGAGGAGUCGGACAGAAGGCCUGGUCGAAGCCGACACGCGCACCCGACACCCCACGUCGAUUGGCUCGAAACCGGCGAGACGGUGCAUGAUUCGCUGCCUCGCCGAACGAGGAGAGGCCAUAUCAUACAAUAUGCAGAUGAACCGCCUUCGUCCAUGCGACGGAGUCAAACCACCUGGAGCGAGAGGAGCUCGCCUGCGCAAGUCGCGACGAUGCCGCUUCGCACGAGAGCCGCCACCGUUACCACAAUGACCAUGCCUGUUGGCAGAGGCGUAGACCAUCACCGCCAUCAACCUCACCAUCACCGUGCUUCGAGACAUUACGAAGACGAGGACGAGGAGGAUGAAGUCGAGGACGAGGACGAGGACGGGGACGAGUCGCCUGCGGGCAGUCGGCGCGACCUCAGACGCGGCAUGAGCCCACGUUCCGUUCGUCACUACAGGUCAACCCCGGAGUCGAGAAAAGACUCUCGGCCUUCCCAACCCGACUCUGACGGGGAGUCUGAUACUACCGUGUCGACGGAAGACAUAAGGCACCAAGACUUAGAGAAACAUGGGCAGCUUCAAAGACGCGCCCGGCACCCUGAACCAGACGACUAUCUCGACCACCGUGAAGAGGAUCGGCGCUGGAGACGCCGGCAGCGACGUGGUACUGUUGUUUACGAUGCCCAAGACGAAGAUCCGACCCCCCACCAAUCUGCAAUAGAUCACAAGUCUCCCAUCCGCCAUCUGUCCCGGCACUCAUCCCGGCGAUCGACAGACUUGGUUGAGUCUGGUAGCUCCGUCCGACGAGGUUACCACAGUCGUAGCCAGAGCCUCCUCGAGGCCCCUACCCCGCCUCGUUCUUCUGUCAGCCGGCCACGUAGGAGACGCCAUUCUCAGGUCAUCUACACAGAGAUUGUACCACCCACAUUGCGCCGGGCGCACACAGCGUCUGAAACGCAUGUCACAUCGCACAGCACGACGUCCUCCAACCGGCGGCAUUCCGUUCUCGGUGCCUUCCUCGGGCCUGGCAUGCAGGGGCAAGGGUCAGACAGACGAGUCAAGCAGAAAUUCAAGAUGUCCAUCAAGGACCCCGUGGAGAUGCCGCCGAAAUGCUGUGCUGAGCUUAUCCCUCUCAAGCAUGUCGAGAGGCUGUUGCCGACCGAUUUCAAGAAGACGUGGAACAGAAAAUUCGUUGAGUUCUCGACACGAAAUCGCGUCUACUGCCCGGCGAAACGAUGCGGAGAGUGGAUCAAGCCAGCAAAUAUUCACCGUGAGGACGGCCGCAAGUGUGGCAAAUGCAGUCGGUGCAAGCUCAAGGUGUGCUGCGCCUGCAAUGGCAAAUGGCAUGGGUCUCGGGAAUGCCCAAGGGAUGAGGAGACCACAAUAUUCCUCCAGCAAGCCAAGGACGCAGGGUGGCAGCGAUGCCAUAGGUGUAAGGCCAUAGUCGAGUUGAAGGAGGGAUGCAACCACAUGACCUGUCGCUGCGGAGCCGAAUUUUGCAUGAUUUGCGGACUGAAGUGGAAAUCGUGUGACUGUCCCUGGUUCAAUCACGACACGCCGGAGGACGAUCGUCUCGAGGAUAUGCAUAUUCCCAUGUCACUGGGCAGGGACAGGCUUGGGCGGGCAGACGGCAGCCCUCCUGGUCGAGGGACAAUUCGCCCUGUGCCCGACCUGACGGCGCCCAUGUCGAUGAGACCUCGAGUUCCAGAUGCCUACGAGGGUCCGCCGCACGAUCCCCUCAUGAGAAGGCUCCAAGAGAGGCAGGAGAGCAAUCUCGCGCGGCGUUUGCACGUUCGUGACGACGAUGGCGGUGACAUGUCUGCGCACCACAGGGGUGAUGAUCAUCGGAGAAGGCCGCAUCUGGUCCCCAUCCCAGUCCCGACGCCGCCAGCGGCACCUCCCGUGGGAUUCGAAAGACCGGGUGUCGCUGGAGAGUAUGUAUCGGGCGUCAACAGAGCCCGAGGAGUUCGACAGGACUCGGUGGAACGACGUCUCGCAGAUCGUCUAUCGGAGUUUCGGACGAGUCCUGGGUCGAGGCCUGGCAUGAUGAUGCCGCCGCCGCCACCAAUGCCGGCCAGCGCCGGGCUGCCAAUGUCUAUGCUCGCCACGCCUGCGGCUCCGACCGCGCGCAUGUUGGCCAUGGAGGAGGACAUGAUGUACAACAGUCGCAGUAGGGGAGGCUGGCCCCCAGGAUCAGACAUUGGCAUGAUGAUGUCGGGCGGCAUAGGAGGAGGCUACGCCCCACCGCCCCCAGCGCCCAUGCUGCCGCCGCAAGUGCCAGAGACACCCGAACCUCCGGCCUGGCCUAACGAGCCUGAGCAACCCGCCCUCCACUCUCACGUUCUCCACUGUUUCGACCAUCACCAACUCCGACUACUCUGCGCCAAGUUUGCCAUGCUGCUCCUCCAUCAGGUCGGCAGCGUCAAGCUCGGCGAGGUUGUCCGCUACACUGUCACAUACACCCCUUCUCAGGAUCGUAUUCUUCCCUCACCGGAGAAGCUCCACGUUCGCAUUCGCAACACGUCUGCCAUCGCGCUUCGUGCCGCUUUCGUCCAUGGGCCCUACAACCUUUGCGUCGCCGCCUACCCUGCUGCCUUCAACCCCAACGUCAAGUUCCAGAACCCCCGCCGCUAUGGCGUGCCCGAAUUUGAACCCAUGGUCAAGGCUGGCGGCUCCUGGCAGUGCGAGUUGGUCGUCCCCGAACAUAUCCGCCAGAGCGCCGGCACCGGCUCGCAUGGCCACUUUGGUGCCGGUCCCGAUCACGAGGCCGAGAGCGCGUCUUGGAUCAUCGAGGUCUCCUCCCAGGUCAUCUUUUCCACCUCCGCCUCCGUAGGCUACGAAGUUGUCCUCGCCCGCGACGAGAAGUCCCUGAACCUGAACUCCCUGCCCGUCAUCGGCGGCCAGGCCAAGGCACCCCAGCCCGGUAAAGUCAGCGACCUCGUGCAUCACGAUCACACCAAGAACAGCCACCGCAGCGGCCCCCCCAAGGGCGUCUUCUCCAGGGCUAUAACGCUCAAGGUCGAAGACACGGCUACACUCUGGAACACCCCGAGGCUACCGGGUUGGGAUAAUGGCUCCAAAAUCCUCGAGCGCGGCAAGAUGCGGGCCCCGAAGGAAGAGGCUGCCGCAGCGGCCGCCGCCGCCAGCAACACCACCACCGCAAAUCAGAAGAAUACUGCGUCGCGAGUUGCUACCCCCGAAUCACCGCACAGCCCAUCCUCGAGCGCGAAGCUUCAUGAGAAGCCUAAGAAGGUGCACCUUGUGGUGCUCACCCACGGACUGCAUAGCAACCUCGGCGCCGACCUGCUGUAUCUGAAAGAGAGCAUCGACGCCACGGUACGACAGGCCAAAGUCGACGCCAAGGCGAGGCGUGCGAAAGACAGGGAAGCUCGCAGGGCCAAGGCGGCCGCAGCCAAAAGCGGUUCCGCCGAAAACGAGGGCCAGGGUUCCGAUGCGCCGGAGACUUGCGCCGGUACAGAACACGACGACGAAGCUGAGGAAGAUGAGGAAGACGAAGAGGUCAUCGUCCGCGGAUUCUCCGGCAAUGCGACUCGUACUGAGAGGGGCAUCAAGUUCUUGGGAAAGAGACUGGCUAGAUACAUCCUCUCGACCUGCUAUCCUGAUCAGCCCUUCCUGCCAUCUUUCAAGGGGGCCGCCGAAGUAGCUGCCAACAACAUCAAGCCAGAUCAUGAGGGCAAGACGGCACAUAAGCACAGCUCGAUUCACAAGGAAGAGAUCCCACUCGCAGCACGGCCUUUUAAGAUCACCAGCAUCAGCUUCAUCGGGCACUCCCUCGGUGGCCUCAUCCAGACAUAUGCCGUAGCAUACGUUCAGAAGCACUCGCCCCAAUUCUUCGACCUCAUCAAGCCCAUCAACUUUGUCACGCUCGCCACGCCCUUCCUGGGUCUCAGCAACGAAAACCCUCUGUACGUCAAGUUCGCACUCGACUUUGGCCUCGUCGGCAGAACAGGACAAGACCUAGGCCUCACUUGGCGGGCGCCGACCAUCGCAAGGAGCGGUUGGGGUGCCAUUGUCAGCAAUCUCGGCGAGAGCGCGCACAAAAAGGUCAUAGGAGAGAGCCGUCCCGAGUCGAAGCCAUUGCUGCGCAUCCUACCUACAGGCCCCGCCCACACGGCGCUGAAGAAGUUCCGCAACCGGACUGUCUAUUCCAAUGUGGUCAACGAUGGCAUCGUACCUCUGAGAACAAGCUGCCUGUUGUUCCUCGACUGGCAAGGUCUAGGACGUGUUGAGAAGGCGCGGCGCGACGCAGGUCUGGUUGAGACGUUGGUGGGCGCCGGCUGGGCUGAGCUUACCGGGGCCAACGUGGGCAGCACGCGCCGCGAGGCGCGGCAGCUGCCUCCUGAAGACAACGACGAGGGAUCUGGGACGGCCACCCCCACCGCACCACAGAAUGCGGCUGAGGUUCCCCAGCCUGGUCAGAAUGCCAUCGUCGAAGAUGACAACGCUAGCUUGCGAUCAGUACCGACGCCUUACCAGGACGAUGCCGAGACCACGGCGCCCAAAUCUUCCGAAUCGUCUAACAAUGGCAGUGGUCCCUUUGCUGGCUUCUUCAACUUCUUUAAGAAUCAUGACCCACCGGCACCGACAUCGCCAACGCUCUCUCCAAAACAGAACAAGAUUUACAGGCGGAGCCAGACAAUCAAGUUUGAUGAUUCCUCCACAACGUCUCAGUCGUCUGGGGCGUCCAAGGUGACGUCCGGGCAGGAGUUUGAGAACGACACAGAUGGGAUGAACGCCCCGCCCCGGACCACUUUCUUCGAGUCGGCUCACGACCUUAUCAACCCCACGCUGCCAUCCACAGAAUUUGUGGUCGACCCCUCCAAACGACCUCGCGCCAUCUUUCACGACCGCGUUUACCACCCUUCCGAUAUCCCGCCACCCCCUCUCAAGAAAAAGAAUUCGUCGGGUUCUCUCGUCAUCCGUAGGCGCAACACGGGCCACUCGACCGCAAGCACCGACACAAAAGACCACGCCCCUUCGGUCGCCUCGUCGCUAGGAUCCUCCCCGCGCACUCCCAGCCAAGGCGUAGGCCGCGAGGAUUCGCUUCAGUCUACCAAGGACUAUGAUGACACGACCAACACGAACCCCAAUAAAGAUGAAGACCAAGAGAUCGAUGGAUCGCAGAUGCGUGUUGAAGAGAAGAUCGCCCGGGCCUACCACCGCGGCAUGGCCUGGCGCAAGGUUCUCGUCAAGCUCGAGCCCGAUGCUCAUAACAACAUUAUUGUGCGGCGCAUGUUCGCUAAUGCCUUUGGGUGGCCCGUUGUCAAGCACCUAGUCGACGCGCACUUUAGCGACUCGGCAACGGUGCGCAUGCGUGUUGAUGAGGAGGGCGGCGAGGAGCGUGCCUUUGACAUGGGACAACCCCCAGACCAAUACGGCGGCGAGGUCAAGCGGAGCAAUGGAAACGACGGCGCUGGCGGCACAAGCACUCACGAAAAGCCACCGCACGAAGAGACGAGCGCUCAGCGAACAGCGCGGAAAGAACAAGAAGGCGACGGCGACUGGGCCGAUACAGAUGGUGAUAGCGAUGUGGGAACCGAGGCCGGCGGCCGCAGCCCGCGGCCCAUGACGCCCGACGGAAAGGGGAAGGAUGUGCACGGCAGCUGGAAUUGGACGGAGAAGAUUGUUGGCAAGGGACCUGCAACCCGCUCGGUCUCAGGGCAGCAGCAGCAGCAGCACCUUCAGCCUUCUGCGCAGCCGCCACCGCUGCAUAUUCCAGCAGGGGGGAAGCCGGUUGAGGAGAUGACGCCGCAGGAGGUGAAGCCACAGGAGGGGAAGCCACAGGAGGGGAAGCCACAGGAGGUGAAGUCGCAAGAGACGAGGUCAGAAGAGGCGAGGUCGCAAGAGUGA
Molecule: messenger RNA, 5874 nt
Organism: Verticillium nonalfalfae
Lineage: Eukaryota; Fungi; Ascomycota; Sordariomycetes; Glomerellales; Plectosphaerellaceae
Exons: 7
Coding region: 1-5874 (1957 amino acids)
Molecular function (GO): zinc ion binding; monoacylglycerol lipase activity
Source: RefSeq, a predicted model, not a curated record